Molecule: messenger RNA, 1815 nt
Organism: Prunus armeniaca (apricot)
Lineage: Eukaryota; Viridiplantae; Streptophyta; Magnoliopsida; Rosales; Rosaceae
Source: the annotation of a GenBank genome assembly
AUGGACAGGACCAGAUUAGAUUUAAGGUUUCAUCACUCUGGAUCAGCACAGUCUGAGGAGUCUGCUUUAGACUUGGAAAGAAAUUACUGCAGUCAUCAUCCUAUUCUUCCUUCAUCAAGUCCAUUGGCCCUCCAGCCUUUUGCAUCUAGUGGUCAGCUCUCUGAGAGCAAUGCCGCCUACUUCUCGUGGCCCACUUUGAGUCGGUUAAAUGAUGCAGCAGAAGAUAGAGCAAACUAUUUUGGAAAUCUUCAGAAGGAUGUUCUCCCUGAAACUUUGGGCCGGUUGCCAUCAGGGCAGCAGGCUACAACCUUACUUGAGCUGAUGACCAUUAGGGCAUUCCAUAGCAAGAUCUUGCGCCGGUUUAGUCUUGGGACUGCAAUUGGGUUUCGGAUUCGAAAAGGCAUCUUAACAGACAUUCCGGCCAUUCUUGUCUUUGUUGCCCGUAAAGCUCACAGGCAAUGGCUAAGCCAUGUGCAGUGUCUACCUGCUGCCCUUGAGGGGCCAGGAGGUGUAUGGUGUGAUGUGGAUGUUGUAGAAUUUUCCUAUUAUGGUUCCCCGGCUCCAACUCCAAAAGAACAGCUGUAUACAGAGCUCGCAGAUGGCUUGCGGGGAAGUGAUCCAUGCAUUGGUUCUGGUUCCCAGGUUGCUAGCCAGGAGACUUAUGGAACUCUGGGUGCUAUUGUUAAAAGCCGAACAGGAAAUCAACAGGUUGGUUUUCUCACAAAUCGGCAUGUGGCAGUUGAUUUGGACUAUCCAAACCAGAAAAUGUUCCAUCCUUUGCCACCAAGCCUUGGACCUGGGGUGUAUCUUGGCGCUGUGGAGAGGGCGACAUCUUUUAUCACAGAUGAUCUUUGGUAUGGCAUAUUUGCUGGAACAAACCCAGAAACAUUUGUGCGAGCUGAUGGUGCCUUUAUUCCUUUUGCCGAAGAUUUCAACAUGAACAAUGUAAUUACGACUGUAAGAGGUGUAGGUGAGAUUGGUGAUGUCAACAUCAUAGACUUGCAGUCACCAAUCGACAGUCUUAUUGGAAGGCAAGUGAUGAAAGUUGGGAGAAGUUCAGGCUUGACUACUGGAACCGUCAUGGCGUAUGCUCUAGAAUACAAUGAUGAAAAAGGGAUUUGUUUCUUUACUGAUUUUCUUGUUGUUGGUGAGAAUCGGCAGAGUUUUGAUCUUGAAGGUGAUAGUGGAAGUCUCAUUCUAUUGACUGGUCAGAAUGGGGAGAAGCCACGACCUGUUGGGAUCAUUUGGGGUGGAACAGCUAACCGUGGUCGCUUGAAACUAAAAAUUGGCCAGCCACCUGAAAAUUGGACUAGUGGAGUUGAUCUUGGGCGCCUUCUUGACCUCCUUGAACUUGAUCUUAUAACAACCAAUGAAAGGUUUCAAGCUGCAAUCCAAGAGCAACGAAAUGCUUCAGCUGCAGGGAUUGGUUCCACAGUGGAGUCAUCCACAGCCGUCCGGGCUCCAUCCAAAGAUAAGCUAGAAGAUUACUUCGGACAUCUGGGUUUCAAUCUUCAGAAAAUUCCUUUUGAAGGUGAGUCCUGUCAGGGACUGAGUCGGCCGUUCAUUCAUGGUGACUUUCACAUAGAAAAUGGUGUUAAAACUUCUCCGAAUGUAGAACACCAAUUCAUUCCAAGGUCUACCUGCAGAUCUCCAGUAAAUCAAAGCAAUCGAGAGGAAAACCCACUAUCAAAAAACCUUUUGGCAUUGCGGAAUGGCUCUGAUGAAGAGAUUUCUGUUUCGUUGCAGUUAGGUGAGCCAGAACCAAAGAGAAGAAAAAACUGCAACGCUCUCUUUAGCACUAAAGGACCCAAAUGA